GGAACUUCUUUUGCCCGAAGUCAAGCCGUUGACAACUCAAUUGAAGACCUUCUACGAGUGGAACGGACUGCAACCAGCCGAUGAACAUGUCUACCGGGAAUGUUGGGGUAUCAAAGCUGCCUGUGGCUUCGUGAAACGAAAGGGUCGCAGAGGUGAGGACCAACGAUUUCACGCGCUCCUCUUGGCAUACUUCCCGGAGUUGCAGGAGCGCAUCGAUGAAGUACUGCGAGAAAUGUCAGCCGGCAAUGAAGAGAAUGAAGAGGAUGAAGAGGAUGCUGACUUCGCUGGAGAACCUGGAGAACUUGAUGCCCGCGAAGAUCCUGCAUUGGACAAUGGGGACGAUGAUGACCAGGAGGAUGGGGAGGAAGAGUGUGAUGGUGAAAAUGAUGAUGAAAUCGAACCAAUUGAGAAUGGACCAGAGUCUUUCCCUGACACUGAGAUUGAUGGUGAAGCUUCGGAGGUGGAUGGCGAUGAUGAGGUUGAGAUGUCUGAUCUUGACCCCUACCGAAACCAGCCGGACAACCAAUUGGGCUUAGAUGAUUACCAGUCCCCCCGAUCAGUGAGUGAAGAACAUGCUCCUACACCUGCUCAUGAUGAGAGGGAGGUCGCAGAGGCUACCCCAGCUUUGCGGAAAGCUGUGCAUCUCAAACCGGAAGACUUGCCAUCAUCAUCUUCAACAAAGUCAUCCCCAGGUGCAGAUGACUCUGUCGCGCGCGUCAAUGCAGAGAUGGACGCCAUCAUUGCUGAAAUCAAGCGGGAGGAAAGCCGCCGACACCACAAAGCUGUAGCAGACGAAGGAGUGAUGGUGGUUGACGAUUCCCAGCCUGUGAGUGGUGACAUUGAUGUCUGCGAUACCCUGCCCUUGUUUCUGGAAGAUUGGGGUAUCCAUGAAGAAUGCCUACCUGCAGAACCGAAGCCUGAUGCUGCACCUUUGGUCUUCACAUCCGGGCCAGUUGAUGUCCCAGAUACCCCAAGCAUUGCCAAUUCUCCUGCACAUGGCAGUGUGCUGACUCGCCGUGACCAGCUCAAGGUUCGAAAGCCCAAGGGCAAGAAAGGCGACAAGGGUGACGGGGAGAAUGAGUGUGAGGAUGGAGAAGAUGAGGGUGAUGUAGAGGGUGAAGAUGAGGCAUCAAAACAGGGUCCUGCUGCACGUGAGGAGCUUGAUCAAUCUCGCGCUGAUGCACCUGAGAGUGCGGAGCCGGUGAAAAAGCCCCAGAAACGUGGGCCACGAAGGGUGGCAACUCCCCAGUCCCGUGCUCCUGAUGCCCCCACGACUGAUGAGUCCAUGGUUGAGUUGAAAAAAUCCUUCAAGGGUGAGAUCAUUCAUCAGUGGAAGUCCGGGAAAACACGUUUGACCGGUGGUGAUUUCCCAGUCCGCAGUUUCGAGCACACCACGCUCUCAUGCUACUUUACCAGGUCCAGACCAUCCAUUGGUUUGAGGGCCAAAAAGAAGCAGUACCCAAUGCGUACCAACCUUGAAUACUUCAAUUUUUCCUUCAACAUCAAGGAUGUUUGCAAUGUUGGCUUGGCCAUGAAGUGUGCAGUCGCUGAGUGGAUUGAUGAUCAAGCGUCACAGGAUGAGAACUUUGAUGCCUUUGCUCAGUCUACGUUUGAUGGCCUGGAUCUGUUUCGCCAAACGGCCAUGGCAGCAAUUGCCGAGUACAAAGCUGAGACCGGCGACUUCAUCUUGGCUGUUCUCCUGACGGCGUAUAUCUCGCAUUCCCAUAUUCAAGAGGAUAGGAGUUUGGCACCUUUCUCCGCCUGGUCGGAUGUUGGGGAUGAUUUCCCGCAUUAUCCAAUGCGAUUUGGGCUGAAGCUUGUUCAAUUACGUGAGAGCAUGCUGAAGGAGCACGCUCAGCCACCAACAAAACGUUGGGACUUUGACUGGUACAACAUGCUCAAUGCUUUGGAGCGUAUUGACUGGACUGACGUCUGGGAGGAUGCUGAACUCCAGUCCGUUUGUCAUUACUUACGUGGCUCUGUGGGUCUGGAGCUGCCACAAGAAGAAAGCCGUGUGCCUCCAACAUCUGCCACCAUGUCAGUCGAAGGGCCCAACAAGCCGCCAAUGAGGAUGGCCUCACGUCAGUGGAGUGCCAAUACUCUGGCUGAUGGUCUUACUGCAGUCAUGUCUGAUGUGAAAGCAGAGCCAUGGCAUGAUGCUACUGAUGACGAGUUGAAAAACCGUUUGAAGGCUAGGACCUUCGAGAACAAGCUGGUCUACUUAAAUUUUUGGAGACGGGUGCAGCUCCUGAGGCUACUCUUGAUCGUGCACUACAGGAAGAACGUGCUGUUUCUGCAGAACGCGGAGUUGCAGAAGGCGCUGGACAUGGCCCAUGCUGAGAUUCGAAAAAUGAAAUCCCCAGAUUUUAGAAAAGAAUCAUCAACUCGUAAGGAUCCUCCAGGGGUUACUGCUGAAGUGCCACCAGCAAAGAGGGCUAAGGGUGAAUCCGCUCCGGCUGGCCCUACUGAUGCCAAUACUCCUGCUACUCCCUCUGGCUCCCGACCGCCUCGUGGAGGUGUGGAGCCUCAGGAUUCCUUCAUCAGGGAGUUGACCGUGCAGCAUGAACGCAGCAACCAGAAAAAGCUUGAGACUACGAAGGGGUGGUACAGUGAGCCGGAUCUGAAAGAUGAGCUGGGAUGGCACAACCCUUAUGACAACUCUGAAGAGUUUUGGGUGGAAGUCCGCACUACUGGAUUGGUGGGGUACCAGGAGACCCAGUCUGAGAAAGAGACCAAUCGUCAAGCUUCUCUGUCAGCUGAAGCUUCUUCUGCACGUUGGUUUGUCCUGGCAAUUGCACUCGUGCGUGGCUUUGCUUUGCAGUUCACAUUCAAAACCAUUGUAGCUCAGGAUGGUGAAACCAUGAUGGCUGGCCCUGAAGUUCCAGGGGAUUUCCCAAACAUGGAGCACCCUGGACAAGGUGAUACUGCUGGAUCUGACAAGGAGAAGGAGAUGAGCCAGUUCAUUGCAUCAGUGCUCGGCAAAACCAGCAAGCUGCACCAGCUGAUUGGCGAGUUGCAGAGCAAAUUCGAUGAUGCUCGAGCUCUGAAGGCAAAAGAACUGCUUGAACAGAACUGUGCACACAUGGAGCUUGAGUACGACAAGUUGGUGCAGCUCAAGACCAAAGGUGAACUACAAGGAUUCGGGGGGCUGAAGGAGGAGAUUGAGAAGCAGAUCUCUGCAUCGACCUAUGUGAAUGCAAAGGUUGCGUGGAAGAAAGCCAGCACCACGACCCCAGUUCCAAAGAGAUCAGCUGCUCCACGCUCUGAUAAAGAGUCAGAGCCAGGUCAACCAAAGAAAGCUGCAGCUUCGAAAGCAAAGGAUCCCGCCAGAGCGACCCUGCCACCAGCAGCUACUGCAGCCAGAAGGCGUGUGCUGGAUCUCUCUGAAGUUCGGGCCAUGACAGCCAGAGAGCUUCAAGACAAAGGUUGGCCUAUUCCAGCUGCUUCUGAUGAUCAAGACCCUGUGACCGGAGAACCGAUCUACUGGGUAGAGCUUGAGCGUGAUGACAAUGGUGAGUUGAAUGCUGCUGAGAGGUUUGAAGCCCCAAGGUGGAGAAUUCGGGGUCGUGAAGGUAGCUUGGCUUCAUGUGCUGCAUCGGUGAGAACUGCAAAGGCAGUGGUCCAGGAAGCUGGCCAUUCAGUUUCACCAGCUCUGCGAAAUCUAGCAAACAAAUCAGAAGGUCAUGCUGAGACAGCGUUUCACGCAACAGUUGCUGACCAGGGAUUAGCCUUGGAGGUUCCAUUGACUGAACUUCGUGUUGGUGGCACUGGACAGUCAUUCCCUGUUCUCUUGUUGAGUGAUUGGAUCAAGCUCAUAUUGUACCUUGGAAUCAAGAGUUUCAAGACCUUUAAAGCUUUCAAUUUUGACCACAAGUCGGCACCUGCUCAGCUUCAGCUGUUUUGGGACAGGUUCAGACUCCUGAGGCCCAACCAUGAAAUAUUUGAGCUUGAGAAGACUGGCGGGGUUGUCCUCGAGAGGACACUUCCUAUGAUGCUACAUGGGGACGAGGGCAGAUCCAAAAAAAGACAAGGUGUGCUGUGCAUAAGUUGUCACAGCGUCUUAGGACGUGGAGUUCAAACGAGAAAAAAAAGGAAUCUUGCAGCAAUGCAGGAAACGCAGCAAAUGAAUUACACUGGGGCAACCCAUUGUACAAGAUUCCUGUUGUCCGUACUCCCGAAGUUCUACUACGACCAGACUGAUAAAGCUUUCCACUCAAUGGUUGACUUCAUUACAAGGGACAUCGGUAAUCUGACAAAGAAGGGUGUUGCAGGACCAGAUGGCCUGUCUUACUAUGUGGCCAUCAUCUCAAUCAAAGGCGAUUGGCCUUUCCUUCACAAGGUUGGUGGUCUUCGCAGAAGCUUUUAUAACCAGCCAAAGAGAUCUGAGGCAAAGAAAGCAUGUGUAGGGAUUUGCCACUGGUGUCAGGCAGGACAGCCAGGAAUUCCGUUUGAAGACUUGUCACCAAACUGCGAAUGGCAGUUCACCCUUGGAGUUGAAACUCCUUGGGUGGAACAGCCCAUCGUCCUCAAGAAUCUAUGUCAUGACCGCUCUUUUCCUGAAUCGUUCCUGCACCCAGACCCCUGGCAUGGACAUCACCUGGGUGAAGGGCGCAACUUUGUCUGUAACAUCAUGAGGUUACUUUUGGACAUUACACCAGGACGAAACGUGGACAUCAGACUUGACACCCUGUUCAACGAAUACAGAAGUUUCUGUCAACGUGCUCACACCCAAUGUUAUUGCACCAAGUUUACGGAGAAUCUGUUUGGAGUGAAGUCUCCCAAUGACUUUCCCAAUGGGUCGUGGACAAAAGGAAACUUUACAACUUCCCUGGUGAAAUGGGCACAAGCUGCUAUGGAAAUUGACUUGUGCUAUCGAAAAAUGUAUCUUGCACCGCUUUGGAUUGAUGCUGCUGAAGCUAAAGUGAUAGCAGGGCAUGGCCUGCAGUUUCUGGAAAUUUACCAAGCACUGGCCACACAAGCUUCAAGAGAAGGACGUGCCCUAUUUCUUUACAACAGCAAAAUUCACAUGAAUGACCACAUAUUCAGAAACCUGGCAUGGGAAGCUGAGAUGGCCCCACUUGGUCUAAAGCUGGAAUGUUGGAGAGAAUCUGAAGCUCGAGAAAAGAUUGUGUUGAGAUUGGAG
Cladocopium goreaui is the source of this 5143-nucleotide messenger RNA. The record is from the annotation of a GenBank genome assembly. NCBI's taxonomy places the organism in Eukaryota, Dinophyceae, Suessiales, Symbiodiniaceae.